Pelobates cultripes (western spadefoot toad) is the source of this 15126-nucleotide messenger RNA. NCBI's taxonomy places the organism in Eukaryota, Metazoa, Chordata, Amphibia, Anura, Pelobatidae. The record is from the annotation of a GenBank genome assembly.
AUUUGUUUGAUUGUGCUUAAGUUAAAGGUAAACUAUAGUCGCCCCACCUUCGCUGAUCCCAGCCGGCAUGAGGACCUAAUGCAUGGUGAGUGACACGCUCGCGUUAGGACUUCCUUUAUAGGAAAGCAUUGUAUAAUGCUUUCCUGUGGGGUUUUGGGUGAUGCUGGGUGUCCUCAUGCAGGUGAAUGUUCAGGUGAGUAAUCCUGUGAGCUUUGCAGGGUAGGCACCAAGUGCCAGAGGGACAGCUUCCUGCAGAAGUCGGCAAGAGUUUGUCCAGCUUGGACAGCACUACGGACAUUGCUCCAGUGUAGUCAGAUGUGGGGCAUGUGGGAUCUGCCAUUUUAAGUGUGCCUGUUGGUGGAUUAGCACUGCUUAUAGCAGAACCGCAUAUCCCUGGAGAUGUGAGUGAGCCUUUAGGGUGGGGACCGGGACCACCCCCACUGGUCCAGAGGGAGUGGGAUAGCGGGGCUUCAUUAAAAUUUGGCCGAGGAUCAGCCUGAGCUGGUUUGAGAGAUCGUCUGCUAUAAAAUACAUAGUAUUAACUAGAGUGUCAGUUUAGCUGGCAGGUUUCCGGUUUCAGCAAUUUUUAUAGUGAAAAGGUCAUUCAGAAAAAUGAACAAGGACCCCUGUGGGGGAUAUUCCUGGAGGCAAAUUUGACCUACUCCAUCCCUUGGCCCUUGGCUGAGGAAGGAACUUGCCCUGUCCACCCUGACCCUUUAUUAUACAUGCCCUGUAUAGAAUUGUGAGGGGAAGAGGGAGGAGCAUGGCCUGAUUGCUGCAGGUUUUGCGAGGAUUCCCUGGACACUUAAAAAUUUUUACCAAUUCAAGAGUUACAUGGCUAUUUACUAAGGUGAGAAUUGUCUGUAAUUCAAAGGGAAUUUUAGAUUUUUUACUAAAAUAGCCAAACUGGAAGCACAGCAUACUUGGACAAUCUUUUCAAUUCAGCUAUUUUAUCCUUAAGUUUGAAAUUACCUGUGAUUUCCGGACAAUUCUCACUUUGGUAAAUAACCGUGUCUGCUGAGAGCAUUGUGGGUGAUUCCUGCUAAAUGAUGUGUUUGAGGAUGUCCAUCAUCAGUUAAUGAGUGUUCUAAUGGUACUAUUUAUUGAUGCUAUAGGCUCCUUACCCUUCAGGUGAAGGUGCAGUAUUGUGAAGAACCUCAGGCAGAAUGCAGAGUGAAACUCUUAUUAGAUAAAAUACAUGUGUGGAAUGUAAACCCUUCAUUGGUGUUUGGGCAUGUACACUGUUAGCCCCUGGGUAUUUUCUUUUAAAACCAACACAUUACAGUGUAAAAUGGUUUGCAUGUACUAGUAAUUACAUUUAGUUUUUUUUCCCAUUAAUUUCUUUAUUUAUGUAUGUAUGUAUUACUGGCAUUUAUAUAGCACCAACAUAUUCCGCAGCGCUGUACAAUUGGAUUGGGGUUUAUACACUAAGCAACUAUUUGUAGUGAACUGAAAGCAGAAUUACAGCAUUCAGGCAGAACUGGCUUGGAAAAACCUCCCCAACUCCAUUAUAGUCACAGUCUGGGUAUUUAAGUCUAAAUUUUGAAAUUCUCUAGAAUUUAAAUUUUUCAGGACACACUAUAUGUCUUCAUGCUUAAUGGAUUGCAUAUGAAUGGUGCUUCCCUGCAGUAUAUGGAUUUCAUGGGGGAGGAUUUCAUAACUUUAGGAUUCCAUCAAGGAUAGAUCCUUCCUGCAGCAUUUAAAUACUAUAUACUACAAGGCAGCACUAUUCGUGCUGUCUAACAGAAGGAAGCACUAUGUCCAGAAAAAUCAUGGUAGAUCUGUUAACCUUAAAACUACAGACAACACAGCCUGCAGUACUCUGUCAUAGCAGUAUCGAUGGAAUGCAGGGGUGAAAUAGGUGUUCUCUGAGUAAGAGAAUUAGUUACAGUUUCUGCAAUCUGUCUCCCUGCAUAUCCUGUGCCUGCCCAACCCACUGUGAGUACUGUCUACAUUUCCUGCUUAUAACCUGAGAGAAGACACGGACUCUUAAUUCUCAUCGAGAAGGCUGGACAGUGAUACACAACUUUAUUUCCUUGAGUCCUGUGAUUUACAAGAGGUGGUGAGGUGAGUCCAAUGGCUAAAAAAAGGGAAGAAUCAGAAUGAUGAGUGUAUGAAGGGCUCCAAAAAAUACCAGGCUAAUUAUAUUAUUAUUGAUCCAGGCUUAACAGUUAUCUAGGGGUAAGAAAUGGAAUACUAGAUAAGGCUGUGUAAAAGUGUUUGGGUGAUUUUGGAAUACUGCUCAUAUCACACUCAGGCAGCAUUUAAAUAAGAGGAAUUGUAUCUAAGUGGCAUCAACCAUAGAAAUAAAAUAACUAAAUGUUCCAUAAUCUGAAUUGUGAUCUGUGUUCAUUACCAGCCAGAGUACCUUAAUUAAUUCAUUAAGACUUAAUUCACUACACAGAACUUUUUGGAGAACUGACAGAGGAAUUCACAUCGUUAGGGAACAAGAUUACAAAAUCACCUUUUUUUCCCCUUCCCUUCCAGUUCUGCUAUUAUUUCCAACAUUCACAGUUUUUGUUCUUAACCCCUUAAUGACCAAGCCUCAGUAUGCCUGUUUUGUACUUCAGUACCAAAACUAUUUUGACAUUUUAAUGUUUGUUUUCAACCACAGUUUCUGUCGAUCUCAUUUAUUGCACCAAUAUAUAUAAAUAUAUAUAAAAUGUAUUUAUAUUAUAGGCUGCUUUUUUUUUAUUUUUUUUUAAAGGUUAUUAUUUAAAGUAGGCAUCACAGCCCAUUUACUGAAGUGUAUUUUGACACAUUUAACGGACAAUUCCUGCUUAAUAUUGUAGCAAAAUUGUUGUUUUUCUGAUUUGUUUUUAACAUACACACAUAUAACAAAUAUAACAAGGUUUUUUUUCAUGUAUACUUUGUAAACCUGGCAUGUGCUAAAACUAUACAAUACUCCGUAUUGUGGUAAUACCCCAUAUUGUGUUCAGCUGAACAUCUUCUGAGUACAAUACCCCCCAAUGUAUUUCACUAUCAUUUGAAGCCACAUAUAAGAGACCUGACCAUUUUGACUUUUACAGUUAGAAUUUUAAAGGGACACUCCAGGCACCCAGUCCACUUCUGCCCAUUGGAGUGGUCUGGGUGCCAACUCCCACUACUCUUAACCCUGCAAGUGUAAUUAUUGCAGUUUUUUUAUAAACUGCACUAAUUACCUUGCAGGGUUAACUCCUCCUCUAGUGGCUGUCUGCUAGACAGCCACUAGAGGGCACUUCCGUGUCCCUAGCACAGGUUGUGUGAGGACCUCCAGCGUCGCUCAAUUCCCCAUAGGAAAGCAUUUUCAAUGCUUUCCUAUGGGGAGCUCUAAUGCGCAUGCGUGGCAUUGCCGCGCAUGCGCAUUAGGUCUCCCCGUCCGGUGGGCGGGAUCAGUCUCGCCCAAUGGUCGACAUAAUACAGAGGAGGAGCUGCGGCGGAGGGAGAAGCAGUGACGUGGGACGUGACGCUGCCGCUGGUAAGUUACUGAAGGGGUUUUCACCCCUUCAGCAACCGGGGAUUGGGGGGUGGGAGGGAAAGGGGACCUGCAGUGCCAGGAAAAUGGAUUGUUUUCCUGGCACUGGAGAGUCCCUUUAAGAGAUGAAUUUGAUAGACGUAUUUCUCAUUUUGGGGUAUUGACAGUUCAAAUCACCCCUUAAAUGCAUAUCAUGUGCAAAACUAAACAUCACAGAGUAUGUCAUAUCAAUAUUUUAAUCCAUAUUGUACAGCCAUUUUUGCACCAAUUUCUUUCAAAGUGUAUGUUAGCUUUUUUUUUUUUUUUUUAACUUGAUGUGUCCCACUGUAAUGAAAAUCACUACAUGGUUCAGCUAUAUUUGAAUUAGUGUGUGUGUGUAUAUAGCAAAAAAAACUAAACUUGCCAAAAAAGAAAACAUUAAACUCUGCUAAUUUAAAAGUUUAUACUACAGUGCAAAAUCUUUUUGUGGGGGUUCCAAGAUGUUGAUAUACUAUGUCAAAGGUUUCAACGGGAAAAUAUAAUUGGGAACCCCUGCCCUGAUUUGUUUGACAUGACCUAUGUUCCAUAAAACCAUGCUGAUAGUUUCUAAUAACAAUGUUAUCCCCACCAAAUGUUAUCCCUUAAUAAGCUUUCAAAUAGUUUCCCAGCUGCAGAAAUUAACCUCACAGGUCUAUAAUUUCCAGACAAAGAUUUAGAAUUGUUCUUGAAUAUAUGAAACACUUCUGUCUGCCGUCAGUCCUCCAGUACAAUUCCUGAAAGAAAAGAAUUUUGAAAGAUUAAAAACAGAGAUUCAUUUAUUUCCACACUUGGCUCCUUAAGUACUUGUGGCUGAAUACCGUCAGACCCUCAAGCUUUGUUUACAUUAACUUUCUUCAGCUGCUGCAGCACCUUGUAUUGAUUCAUCUAAUCAUAAUUUUUAUGCAGGGUUUUGCAGCAAUCAUUUACCUAUCUCUUGCCAUAGGAUCGUCCUUAUUAUACACUAUGGAAAAAUAGUUAUUUAAAAUGUCUACCCUUUCCUCGUCUUCAUUAACAAACACGCCCAUCUCCAGGGCCGGCACUACCAUAAGGCAUCAAGAAGAAUUAGGGCGCUCCGGCACGGUGGGCGCAAAUAUCUACUUGACUAUCAGGAGAGGAGUGCACAGCACUCUUCUCCUGAUGGUUAUUUUCUGUAGCGUGGUCGAGCGCCAGUACCUCUGCUGCCCGGCGCCGGAGCAGAGGGCGUACGAGGGAGCUCCAACCCAGAUUCGCUUUUCCUGUAUAGCUCCCUUGCACGCCCUGUAGAGUUCCUGGGAGCCAGAAUGUGACGUCAUAUUCCGACUCCCGUGCACCACUAUGGGGCGCGCGAGGGAGCUAUACAGGAAAUGCGGAUCUGGGUCGUAACUCCCUCAGAGGAUCACUGCGGCAACCCACUGGACCCCAAGCUGUGAAUCCACUCCAGUUCUCCAGAAGUGUGUGUUUCUUUUUCACAAUACUAUCCCUCCCUCCCACCAUUGCCCCAGUACCCCACACUGCUGCCCUGCUCCCUCAAUUCAGUUACCAUCCCCCAACCACCAUAGCCCCAGUCCUCAUAAUGCUGUCCUGUCCCUUAAAACUGUUCCGAUUUCCCCCCUCCACCAGAGCUCCAGUCCACCACAAUGCUGCCCUACACCCCACAAUACCAUGCCUGCCCCCAUACUGUUCCUAUCCCCCAACAUAACCCCAGUCCCCAACAAUACUGUCCCUAUCCCCCCUCCCACCAUAACCCCAGACCCCUAUACCCCCUCCCACCAUAACCCCAGACCCCUACAAUACGGCCCCUGCCCCAUCACAAUAAAGCCAUAACCCCCCACAAUACUGCCCUUAUUCCACCCUUGCUAAAGCUCCUAUCGCCCCCACAAUACUGCCUCUGUUCCCCGAUAUUACUACUAUAGCCUCUGUCCCAUAGACACAGUACUGCCCCUAUCCGCCUACUAAAGCCCUAUUGUACAGCGCUACCGAAUUUAUUGGCGCUAUGUAUGUUAUAAUAAUAAUAAUAAUAAUAAUAAAGUCCCUAUCCCACACAAUUCUGCCCCUUUGCCCAACACUAAAGCACAGUGACACAGAAAGGAGCUGAAAGUAAGAGACACUGGACAGGGGGGAUAUAAUAUACUAAAGGAGGUAACAUAUUCAAGAGGGGAUAUGUAACACUAAAGGGAAUAAGAAAUUCAAGGUUUUUUUUUUAGGCAAACAGGUGAAGAUACAUUUUUGGGGGAGGGGUGGCAAACUGCAUAUUCACCUGUGUAUCCAAAAAUCAUUGCACUGGCCCUGUCCAUCUCUGCUUUCAGUUUAUGUGUGUGUGUGUGUAUGUGUGUAUAUAUAUAUAUAUAUAUAAUUAUUUGUUUUUGUUUGUUUUUUAGAAUUGAUGUGCUUAAAAAUGUUUUGGGCUUCGUUUUGCUAUCUUUGGUUAUCAUUUUCUAGUCUAGCCACUCUGCUUGCCUUUUUGCAUGUUCCUUUUGAAGAGCCCUCCACUCUAUCUGCAGUUCCAGCCUCCAGUGCAGCCCGUCCCACCCAACCACCAUGGAUAAGGUUCUCCCCUCCCUGGCAAGCCUCUGAUAAGGGAGGAAGACCUUUUAGUAUGUUUUUUGUUUUAUUUUUUUAAAUCAAAAGUUUUUUUUGUUUUUUUUAACAACCCCUCUUUACUGCCCAUGUGUCCCUAUACUGUCCUGUGCCAUCCUCUUCAGCCCCUGUCCCCCCUAUUGCUUUUGUGCCCUCCUCUUCAGCCCCUGUGCUCCCUCUAUAGCCCCUGCCCUUACCAUACUGCCUCUGUCCCCCUUUUACAGCCCGUCACCUCGCUACAGCCACUCUAUUUCCUUCUAUAGCCCCUGUCACACCUCUGCAGCCCCUGCCCCCUCCAUACUGCCUCUGUCACCCUUCCACAGCCUCUGUCGUCCCUGUGCCCUCCUCUUUUUCUGCAAUUUUGGACGCUCUACCGUCCCCGUGGUCCCUCUACUGCCUCACCCCUCAACUGUCCCUGUUCGCACCCUCUACUGUCCCUGUCCGCCCCCCACUACUGCCCUUGUUGCCCCCUCUACUGCCCCUGUGCACCACCAUAUUGCCCCUGUCCCCACCUCUACUGCUCAUUUACCCCACCAUACUGUCCCUGUGAAACCACUAUAUUUCCUCAGUGUCCUCCUCUACACCCCCUGUGUCCAACUCUACUGCCCGUGUGUCCCUCUCUAGUGCCCAUGUGCCUCCACCAUAGCCCUUAUACACUCCUCUACAGCCUCCAACUCCCCUACUUCACAUCCCUUCCACUACAGCCUAUAUUCCUCCACGUGCAGUCCCUAACCCCCUUUUACACGCCAUAACUACACUACAGCCCUAACCCACUUUUACACCCUGUGUCUGUAUGUCUCUGUAUGACUAUAUGCCUGUGUCUGUAUGUCUCUAUAUGACUGUGUCCGUAUGUUUCUGUAUGACUUGUUCUGUAUGUCCCUGUAUGACUGUGUCCAUAUGUCUCUGUAUGACUGUAUCCAUAUGUCUCUGUAUGCCUUGUUCUGUAUAUCUUUGUGUGACUAUGUCUGUGUAUAUAUGUCCCUGCAUGCCUGUGUAUGCAUGUCUCUGCAUGCCUGUAUGUAUCUGUGUGCCUGCGUCUUUAUGUCUCUGCAUUACUGUAUCUUUAUUUCUCUAUAUGACAGUGUCUGCAUGUCUCUGUGUGUGUCAGUAUGACUGUAUGUCUGUGUUUGUAUGACAGUGUACCUGUAUGCGUUGAUUGUAUGACUGUGUACCUGUAUGACUGUGUUUGUUUGAUUGUAUGCCUGCAUAAUUCUGAGACUGUGUGUGUGUGUGUGUGUGUUGCUAUUUAUCUAUGUCUAAAUGGCUUGGGAGGGAAAAGAUACACAAAGGGCCAUGAGGGGAAGAGGGACAGACAAAAAACAGGCAAAGAGGCAGGGGGGAAAAGAGAUACACAAGGGGGUUUGUAAGAUACAAGGGGGGUGUAAGACACACUAAAGGGGGGUACAAUACACUAAAUGGGGGUAAGAAUUUCAAAAGGGUGGACACGAGACUCCGCUAAAGAUGCAUUUUAUUUGGGGGGCGGGGGAUGGCAAAAUUCAUCUUGCCUGUUUAGCCAAACCUCCUGGCACCGGCCCUGAUUAUAUACAGUCACAAUGCUCUUACAACAGUUUAUUUAUUUAAAUACACUUUAGCUUAUUUAGCACUAGCACUAUUUAAUUUGCAACUAAAGGGGCUCAAUGUAGAUUGUGUAGUGGUUAUUGGAUGACUUGGUUAUAAACUAGUAAAGUUUUCAUUGAUUUUAGUGGUAUUAUAUUUAACAUCACGUAUUGCUUUAUAGAAGACUUUCCGUGGUGUUGAAUCAUACGUUAAUACUGGCAUUCACAGGGUAAGGGGAGAUAUUGCACCAUAAACGAGAAGGGAGAAUGUGGUUAGAUAAACUUGCACUUAGUUCUUGCAUAUAACAUUUAGCAAUAUCUUUAAUUAAACUCUGGGUUCAUUACUAGGUCUAUGUGAGGACUAGAAUUGCCCAAGGCUGGUUAAAGUGACUUCACUAAUAAGUCAUCUUUAACUUUGAACUUCUGACACUCACACUUUUUGUAAUUUCAAACCUUUUUUUUUUUUUUUAGGCAGUUCUUAUAUAUAUUAAAGGGACACUAUAGGCACCCAGACCAAUUCAGCUUGUUGAAGUUACUACCCAGGUCUUUUAACACUGAUCAGUUAAUUAUUGUAGUUUUUAACAAAGCCAGACAGCCACCAGAAGGACUGCUAGGCUGUUAGGCGACUUUUGGUCGCCUAACUGAUGCUGGAUGUCCUCACAAUAUGCAUGGGGACGCUCAGCGUUACACAAAACUCAAUAGGAAAGCAUUGAAUAAUGCUUUCCUAUGGGGGAAUCCUAAUGGCCAGGUGGCCAUUGCAGCUCAUGUGCAUUGGUUUUACCCUGCCGGCUGACGUAAAAGCGGGCCCAUAUAAGUGACAGAUGGGUUUUUAACGCCUUGACGGAGGUGGAAGCUAUAGUGCCAGGAAAACUAGUUUGUUGUCCUGGCACUAUCAUUUUCCCUUUAAACAUCAUCAUGCUCAUUUUUUAUUUACUAAAUUCCGAAUUGGAACAAAAUGAAAUCUGAAGGCAAAAUUUGAAGGGUUUAAAGGCCUUCGCGUUCCAGAUGUUGUAGAGUGCCGAAGGAUGCCAACCCUUGCCCUAUGGGGCUUAACAAAUAGGUCCCCCACAUCUUAAAACCUGCAAAAAGGGGGAGGAUGGGUGGGAGGGAAAUUACAUUUAAAAAAAAAACUUUAACAGAGGGAGGUGGAGGUAGCACAGGGAGGGAGGGGUAACCUAGCUUCCCCUUAUAGGCGUGCUGUGUGCAAGUGGAGAAGAUUUAUUUAUUUUUUGUCUGUUGCCAGUGCGCUAUGCGCACCGAUGUCAGAUUUAAAAUAUGCACAGAACUGAAAUUAGGCAGAGUUUCCUAAUGGGGCUGACUAAGUCACAUGUGCCAUGUCUGUAACUAGUUCCUGGCACACAAGUGCAAAAAACAUAGUUUUAUUGGAGAAAUUCUUAAGCUCAACUGGGUCACAGUUUGGUUAUUUUAGUCCUAGCCUGCAUCUUGGAACUGAGAUUUAAAUUUGUUGCAAUUUGGAGUUUACUGAAUAAACUCCAAAGGGCUAUUCACUAAAUUGUGAAUUGCUGAAAAUUCAAAGGGAAUUUAACAUUUAGGCUACAAUUGAAGGCUGAACUGAACUUUUUUUUUAGACACCUAAAAGGGUUACUCCAACCACCAUGAUUAUGUCAGUGAUUUGAAGUGGUUAUGGUGCUAGGAUUCUGGAUGCGCAGCAUUUCUGUUUGUAAUUUCUUUGAGGAACUCAUUUUUGUUUGAAAUGCUGCACAUACAGAGAUAUAUAACUUUUUGUGUCAGGGGGCUAGUGACAACCCCUGCAUACGAGAUUUGUUCAGCAUGGAACUCUGUUCCAGACCGCCGAAUGUCAAUUCUGUGCAUAUUUUACAAAUUUCAGUUUGACAAUGGACAUAAUUGCCUUCUCUUUUGGAGGCAGAAGCUUCCUCACCUCAUUCCCUCUGUGUUGUCUUUUGCUACUCAACAUUAAAUUAAUAGCUUUUUUUUUUUUAAAUGAAAAACCCUCCCCUCGUCGGCUCAGAGCCUGCAAAAUAGAACGAUUGGAAUGCUCUAUGGCUGCUGUGAUGUCUGGUUUUGGCGAAGAGAUUUAACCUCCCUGGUGGUAAUCUCGAGCGUGGCUCAGGGUUAAUUUUCAGUACCAAAGCUGGUAACCCCAAGCCACGCUCAGGAUUACACUGUAGUAUCACUUACCUUGUCCCUACGAGUCCCUGGUGUCCACCUACAGUGUCCUAUGCCCAAUGCUGGCAUCUGGCCUCCGUUUCCCUGCCAGCGCCGCCUGGCAGAACCAGACGGGAAAUAAAAAAAAUAAAAAACAUACACACAAUACAUUGUAAAAACAAUGUACCACUUGAACAUACUGAGAUAAUCAGACUGCCAGGGAGGUUAAAGUAUGUUUUUAAAAAGUUUUUUUUCCACCAUUUAAGGGGGAGAGACCUCACUAGAAACAUCCAAUAGGGCAUUAUAAGGUACAAAACCUAACGUGUGAAAAAGAGUUUGAGUAACUUUUUAAUGCAGUGGUUUAUAACACCAAUUUAAAAACAAAACUGAUUACAGUCCCCAUCAUGCUGAGCUACCAUACCUAAUUAUAUUUGAAAAAUACUACAAGACUGAACUUAAUGCUAGUAAAUAAUUAGAUUAUCUAUGUAUUUAAAGUGUGUCUAGAGGCAAUGUAAAUCAGCAAUCCUCAAAUUAAAACAAAUAAAUUCUGUAACUAUCCAAAAAAAAAAAAUACAAGUUAAAACAAGAAGUAAGAUACUUGAGGAAGUUAUGGGAAGGAUUGAGCAAGGUGGGGUUUCCACAGCUCACACUGGAGUAUAUAACCCAGAUCUUUUCUUAAAAUUCUAGACACCACCAGCUGGAGAUCUCUGAUAGGUAAGGGAAACCUUGCAUGAUAUUUUCUGCUUAUUUUAUGUUGAGUUAACAUUGCAUAAAACCUACAUCGACAUAUCAAUUAUAUCAUUAUACUUUAAAUCAGAUACUAGUUCUGCCAGUCUUUUUAUUUUAAUGACUUGUUACAUUUCUAGAUUCACCUGGCACGCUUUGAUGUAAAUUGUGGAUGAAGUAGAUUAAGUGACAAUUCAUUACAAUCUGUGUUUAUAAACACUCGGAUUUAACCCCUUAAUGUCCAACGGUCGUCAUAGCAAUUUGUUCUUUAUGGAUUCUGUACGGAAAUUAAGGGACCCACUCCAUGUAGCUAUCAAAGCAAAAUAAACAGAGGAUCACAUUAGUUUUUUUUUAAUGAUCCGAUUGCGAUGACAUCAAGGUUUAACAAUUGGUCAUUAAGGGGUUAAAAAGCCCUUGAUAUUCUUUAUGCCACACCUUCUGGAAGUCAUUUUUUUAGUUAAUAUUUUACAGAGUUUAGUACCUAACUGUAAGUAAUAAAAUAUUUGAAAGUGAUCGAAGAACUGAACUAGAAAAUAUUAUAUAUCUAGCAACUCAAUUGUGAUUAUUCAGAACACAUUCAUUCCAAAUGACAGAACUGGGGGGGGUAUAGCUCAUUUGGGGGGGGGGGGUGUUAACAUUAAACUCUGAUUCAUAGCACAUUUAAAACUGUAAUUGCAAAAUAUGCUGAUCUGAAAAAAAUCCCCAACUCCGUUAUUUUCAUCUAAAUGUUGGCGUUCAGAUUGGGAUUCACUACGAUUCACAAUGUAGUUAAUCACCUCUUUGUUGAAAAGAAAAAAUUGUUGGAAAAAUUUUGCUAUAGUUAACUGAUAGCUAUUUUAUUCUGAAUCUUGUCAUUUGUCUUUCAACUGGCUAUUUAGUGAAAUCAAACUAUGGAACGAUUCUUGCAAAGUGACUUUACUUAAUUAUUUGUUUUUUUUAGGAGAAUUUCUGUUCAGUUUUUAGGGAUAACCAUUUAUUUUAAGUAAUGUAGCUCCUGCAAUAUUACAACUAAUCUGUCAGUUGUUUUUGUUAAAAAUUGCCACUUGUCCACUGUAGCUUCAUCAAGCUGCUCGCACCUUCCCCAAUUUAUGUUGGUCUAUGACUCCCAUAAUUCUCUGGCAUUGCCAUACAGAAUUCUGGCUGCUCUAGUUUAAAAACAUGGAGGAGCAAAGUUUACCGACCCCUGGUAAUCAUCAAUUUGUUCCAUAUUGUGUAACGCUGACACAUUUAAGUAUUGGGUAUAUUACUCUCUUUUAUGGAUUUACAUCCCUCCCAAGAAGUUAAUAAAUGAGUGACAUAUUUGUGCGAUUUAAUUGCGGGUAUGAAAGUUGGCCACUAUCUGCCUGUAAAUUCUGUUUGGUUGCUUAUUUCUAAUGUGGUUCCAGAAUCCAGCUGUUUGGUUGUAAUCCAUUCUGUGUUCCUAGUGACUAUUGCAAAAUCUGGACAUUGAUAAAACUUGUGAACAAUGUUCAAAUGUUAUGGCCCUAUUGCCCCUGGAUGGUGCCGGAUUAUUACCUUCUAAUCCCUGAGGUCAAUGUAAACUCCUUUUUUUUUUGUUUUUUUUCUUCAAACUUUACUUUUUAUUUUGUUUAGUUGUAAUUUGUACUCACGUUUAACAAAAUCCUGUCUGUAGCUUCAGUUUAAACUUUAAAUUCAUAUCAAAUUCUGAUACAUUUUAAAUUCUACAUAUUCCUGUAUCACUGGGUUCUGACCAAACACUGAUUAGAAGAACAUUACAUCAUUACUUGUUUUCUGUUGUGGGAACAUCAAACCAAAAUAGUUGUGUAAAGAUUGUGGUUUUAUCAAGCAUUUACUGUUUUUGUUUGCUUUUUGUGGGUAACAUUAAUGUUAAGAUUACUCAUGGUUUUAAUUAUUUAGCAAUAUUAUUCAGUACUUGGAUGAUUUUUCAGGGCUAACUCCCAGUCUCGGAGGAGACAAGCUCUAAUUAAUUUGCUUGUACUAAUAAAUCUGGAAGUAUAGAACAUUUUUCUACCUUUAUAAAUCUGUAUAACUGGUAUUCUCUAGCGGUGGUUCCUAACCUUUUUCUGGACCAAGACACACUUUAAUAAGAAAAAAAUAUACUCCACCUCUUUUAUUCUUUUAACCUUCAUCAGAACAUUGUAAAUAUCACAUUUGAAGCCUUUCUAGAUAGAUAUUGUAUACAUACUUUAUAGCGAAAAUGUUCUAUUUAAUUGCCAGAUGGGAAUCACAAUUUUAAUGCUGACACUUACUACAAAAAAAUAAAUAAAAACAAGACAAUUUAAAGACAAUAUUCAACAUAUUACCACUCUGGUGUCAAGGUGUUCAUGUCACAUUUUAAGGACAGUAUUCAACCUGUUACCACUCUCGUGUCAAUGUGUUCAUGUCAUCAUUUUAAGGUGGUUUGAGGCAUACCGUUUGAAAACCACUGCUAUCAAGUCUUGCCAUAGUAAUAGGCAGACCAAGCUGUCCAAUAUCCGGUCACUACAGUAGUUAGCCAAGUGGAUGAUUUUCAGUUUUUUAUUGAGAAAUGUAGAUGAAAACUCUUAACAUUGUGAACUCAAUUUCAAUCAGGUUGUGAAUAGGCUUCAUCAGUUUUAACAAGUUUGAUAAGCAAACAUGACCACCUGCCUGAGAACAUGUUCAGAAGUGUUUUUAAUUUCUUUUUCUUUUUUUUGUGAAUCAGUAAGCUGCCAUGUAAUUGGCUGCUAUGUAGCUGAUAUUUUUAUAAUACAAGCUUACAAUAUUUUACUAUUUUAUCUAUAUUUGGGUGAUUAACUGUAAUGCUCCAGCAGGCCACAUUUUAUAGUUAGAUAUCUCUCCUUCAGUAUGUAAUAAUACUUCAAUCAUUAUAACCACUAUAGCUUGCUCCACAACUAUUGACCGAGCCAAAACCUCCUAAACCAGAGCUUCUGCAGGCUCUCCUGAUCUAAGCCUUGCAGUGCAGGGCCAGCUAAUUGACAAAGUGUGUUGGUUGACUGCUCUCAGCCAAUGAACUAAGACUUGCACUGCUGGGUUUGGCUCAGAAAGAGAACCUCCGGCUCUUUGGUGGAAGUAAAGAAUACCGCUAGAGAAUACCAGUUAUCCAGAUUUAUUGGGCUUACCCUACUGUCUAAAAUAGUCGAAGACGUUCCAGGGCAGUGAGCUGUAGUGGUCAUGGUGCUUGGAGCCUUCCUUUAAACUGAUAGCACCACUCAUGUAACUUUUCUUGCCUUCUUAAGCAGAGUGAUUAUCAAGCACAGACUUUUACAUGGCUUCUUGAGGUGGAUAGUCCAAAUGCUUAAUGGGCACAAAGAAAGAUAUUCACAUAAGUAACCAUGUUGUGGAUUAUAUAUUAAAUAUAUUCUCUUUUCUUUUUCAGAAAAUUGAGCUGUAUCAAGGACUGCCUAUAAAUAUGAACGAGACGGAUUCCAACUUCUCCUGCUACCACCCUUCAAUUGUGGACUACCGAUAUGUUGGAGUGACAUGGGGUAUCAUCGUAUCCAUCGUGGGUACAGUAGGAAACGUGCUUACUGUGCUGGCAUACCUUCUGGAUAAGAAGUUACAGACCCGUUUUAACCUACUCAUACUCAAUCUGACCCUGGCCGACAUCCUGUAUUGCUCAUUUCUUCAACCUUUCUCCGUAGAUGCUUACCUCCACCUGUACUGGAGAAGUGGUGCCACUUUCUGUCGAGUAUUUGGCAUGCUUCUGUUUGUCUCCAACUCUGUAUCCAUCCUGAAUCUGUGCCUCAUUGCCGUCAGCCGAUAUAUACUCAUUAGCAACAACAAACUCUUUGAUAAGAUCUUUUCCAAACAUGGAACAUUACUCAUUCUUUUGGGGACUUGGGUGAUAGGGUUUGCAAGCUUUGCACCACUUUGGAACGUCUUUGUUUUGGUGCCUAAAGUAUGCACCUGCAGUUUCCACCGGAUAAGAGGAAGACCGUACACCACCAUUCUGAUGGCAUUUUACUUUGUUAUUGGUCUUAGCUGCGUUGGUGUCUUUUACUUCCUAAUUCACCGUAAAGUUAAAUCUGCUGCUAAAGCUCUGGACCAAUACAAACUUAAAACUGCUACAGUGCCAAAGGGACAUGUUGCUGGUGUCACUUCAACAACUCCAGGUGUAUACCACGAGCUAGACAGUGGGGUGGAUACUGCAGCUUCAAGUGAGGUAAUUUCGGAACAGGUUCCCUCUUCCAAGAGUAAUAUUUCAAAUAUUUCUUCUCAGUCCACUGACCAGGUGAGAUCAGGAACAAUAUCAAAACCUAAAGACGCUGGUUCCGAUUUUAAAAAAGUUACCCGUAUGUGUUUUGUGGUCUUCAUCUUUUUUGUGGUGAGCUACAUUCCCUUCCUGCUACUCAACAUUUUUGAUGCUAAAAAUACAGCCCCCCAGAUGCUUCACAUGAUUGCUGCAAAUCUCACCUGGUUAAACAGCUGCAUUAAUCCCAUCCUCUAUGCCGCCAUGAACCGUCAAUUCCGUGAUGCUUACAAGAGAGUCGUCUCACUCACUGUCGGAAAAAUAAGAAGAUGGUAAAUAAAAAUUGGACAUUAUUACUUGGAUAAGUCACACUGAGGAGGAUAAAUGUUUACUCAUAUAAAGUCACUGAAUUUAGUAUUUUAUGGGCACAAUAUGAAAGUAUGCACUGUAAAAUUGUAACUAAAUUAUUUUGUCAAUGUGUAACACUGCUGUUUUGUGCCUGCAGCUUCUCUGUUCUCUGUGUAUAUAUAAAUGCU